AUGUCAAUACAAAGUAUUUAUGAUACACCUAUUCUGAAUUUUUUGCAACCAUUCCAUCAAAUAGAUACUACUGUAUGGUCAUUAAACCAGUCUAAUAUACAAGAAUCUCUUGAAAAGCUUAAUAAACUCCAAGAAUACAAAAAUUACAUCAAACUUACAUUAGAAAACGCUUUUUUCAACAGAAUAUUCUUCAAAUUUAGAUUAAGAUCGAUGUUUCAUUCGAUGCGAGAGCUAUUCAAGAUCAAUAUCCAAACAAAUUCUCAAGCUGAUGCUUUUACUGAUAUUUUCAUCGAUGACGAUAUCGAACAAUACAAAAAUACGAAUAGCAUAGCAGAUAACCACAUAAACAGAGCCGCUGAAGCAGGUGCUGUCAAUAUUUUUACUUUUUUAAAACUUAAUCAGCUUCCAAUUACGAAAGAAACAGCAAACUCUGCUGUGAAAGGUGGCAACAUUGAUAUUGUCACCACUAUCUUUCAUUAUAAUCAAUCAUUACUCGAAAAUACGCAUCAUAAUGCAAUCAUCACGCAUCAUAACGAUAUUCUUGAAUUUUUAUUCAAAGUAUACAACUGGACGUACAAUACCGAUCCAGAUUUUCUUUUAUUGUCCUCAAAUAUCGAAAUUUUUAAUUAUUUCAUUUAUAUCGAAAAAGACAUGCGAAAAGAGAUCAAAAACUGCUUCAGAUUUGCAGAAACAAUCAAAUGCGAUCAGUUCCUCUACUUUUUACAAGAAUAUCAAAGAAAUGAUCCAAAUUUUUUUUGGGAUCAAGUCAAAUUUCAAACAGAAUUCAAACCAAUUGAAAUUACGAACAGUUCUCAAAAUUCUGAAGAUUUUUCGAAAAAUAAUUUUUCUCAAAAUGAAAAUUCCCAAGAACAGACUUAUCUAACGUCCAGAUCAUCAUCUCAAGAUAGUAGAUGCGGAUACAGUCAAUCACAAGGUGAAAAAAUCACUGCUCCUACUGUAAAUAUAAAUAUCAAAAAUAAUAUCCCGAAAAACACGACGCCUCUAGCGGAAGUAAGGAGUACAUCUAUAGAUAACAUCAAGAACAUCACUGCCAGCCCUCAGCAGCCCCAUAAAAAGACGAUGUAUAAAAUUUGGACGGAAUUAAUCGACAGCGAGAAUGUUUCGUACACUCAUACCCAUUGCAAAGACAUUCUCGACAUAUAUAAGAGGAAUGGAGGCGUAAUGGAAGUGAAUUCGAAGAACAGACCGUACUGGAAAAUAAAUAUUCGGAAUUACUUAACAGUAAAGAGCGCUUUGACCAGCGCAUACAAUACUUUCACUGCUGUAUUAGACGGAAUACCCGAUUUCGUGAUCAAAGCCUUAAGUAAUUUCAGACCCACAAAAAUACCAAUGAAUUUGUUUCAAAAUCUGCCUAAACGACUCUCAGAGAAGCUUCUACCGCAUCAAAAAGAGUCAAUACAGUAUGUUGCAUCCCGAAAUUAUCGAGCAUUGAUAGCAGAUGAAAUGGGAUUAGGCAAAACUCUUCAAGCAGUUGCAAUUGCGAGCUUAUUCGGGUUCCCGAGUAAAAGGAUUCUUGUCAUGUGUCCAAUCAACCUCGUAGAAGCCUGGACAGACACCUUUUCCGAGUGGACAAAUAUUUCCCCUUCAAGAAUCAAUAUCAUGACAAAAAGUGCCAACUUCCCCGAUAAUCCACUUACGAUAGCGACAUAUCCUGUUGUACAGAAAUCAGAUGGAAUAUUCCAAAACAGGAAUUUCGAUAUGGUAAUUGCAGACGAAUGCCACGAAUUCUCAAAUCAAGGCACAAAAUUACACAAACAAGUGACGCCAUUGAUAUCACAAGCCAAGGCAGCACUUCUUCUCAGUGGUACACCAUCGAUGAACCGUCCAUCGGAGCUGUUUACCGCAUUAAAUUUGCUUCGACCGGAUGUCUUUCGUAGUUUCUACGAAUACUCAGAGAGAUAUUGUCACGGAGGCUACAACGAAGCUGGUAAUUAUCAGGCGAAUGGUUCUUCCCAUACUGAUGAGUUGAAAAUUUUGAUGGAGACUUUGCUGAUGAUAAGAAGGCAAAAAGAAGAUGUUCUUUCGGAUCUUCCACCUAAGAAUAGGGAACAUAUCAUGCUUUUGUACACUCCGAGCAAUAAAAUGACAGAAAUGGUCGAAUUAAUCAGAAAACAGAAGAUCGGUAUCAAAAAAGGACUCCAAACAUUUAGGUCCGCGCAGAGAGGCUUAGUUUGGGAGUGCUUCACCCUGACAUCCGAAGAGAAAGUCGAGCCAGUCCUUCAUUGGAUGACUUCCCAAAAAUUUAGGGAUAUUUUGUUUUGUCAAAACCGAAAAAUUUUAUUUUUCGCACAUCACACUGUAAUGUUGAAGGGGAUUUCGGAGUGGCUCACGUUUAGAAACAUUGACCACAUACUAAUUAAUGGAGAAACAUCGAUGAAAAAUCGAAAAAUUUUGUUGGAUAAAUUCAAAAGCGAACCUGAAUGCAAAAUUGCUGUUCUAGGUAUAGAAACUAUAUCUGCUGGUGUUACUCUAGUUGAAGCUUCCGUUGUUGUGUUUGCUGAGCUGAUGUACGUCCCAGCAACUCAUUUGCAAGCAGAAGACAGAGUCCACAGAAUUGGACAGACACAACCAGUCGAUAUCUACUACUUGCACGCUCCUGGAAGUGUCGAUGACAGGGUCUGGGAGAUACUGGAAAGGAAGUUGGAGGUGCUCGGAUCUGUCAUCACUUCGAAUACUCUAUCUUUGAAAUCAUAA
Molecule: messenger RNA, 2715 nt
Organism: Trichomonas vaginalis G3
Lineage: Eukaryota; Parabasalia; Trichomonadida; Trichomonadidae
Product: DNA annealing helicase and endonuclease ZRANB3 family
Exons: 1
Coding region: 1-2715 (904 amino acids)
Biological process (GO): DNA repair; replication fork processing
Cellular component (GO): nuclear replication fork
Molecular function (GO): ATP-dependent chromatin remodeler activity; ATP binding
Source: RefSeq, a predicted model, not a curated record